Messenger RNA from Trematosphaeria pertusa, 835 nucleotides. RefSeq names its product PEBP-like protein. The transcript is spliced from 2 exons. Gene Ontology annotation, molecular function: phospholipid binding; peptidase inhibitor activity. Gene Ontology annotation, biological process: regulation of Ras protein signal transduction; regulation of proteolysis. NCBI's taxonomy places the organism in Eukaryota, Fungi, Ascomycota, Dothideomycetes, Pleosporales, Trematosphaeriaceae. The record is from RefSeq and is a predicted model, not a curated record. The coding region runs from base 1 to 723 and encodes 240 amino acids.
AUGUACUUCGCAUCAUCUAUCCUCCUCGCCGCAUUGGUCGGUAUUGCGCAGGCGCAAACUCCCUCAGGAUUUACGCCCUCGGUUGAUACAAAACUCGAUGUCCUCUUUAACUCAACCGCCGUCAAUACACCCGGGCAGCAGCUGACAAAAGCCGUGACCGCGAGUCAACCACAAAUUGCCAUAUCAAGCUCCGCCAUCGCCUCAAACGACACCUACAUGUUCGUCAUGCUGGACUUGGAUGUCCCCCCUACAGAAGGGAACUCUACGCGGCGCGUCCUCCUGCACGCCAUGAACACCGGCUUCAAGGCCACUCAACAGAAGAUCGGUGGCUCGGCCGUGCUGCUCGCAUCCUCCGAAAAGGGACCUGCAACCUAUCUCGGCCCUUCCCCACCAGCGACAGACACGAUCGCACAUCGCUACGUCCAGUUGCUCUUCCAGCAGCCCAGCACCUUGCAGGUGCAGGCCUCCGACUUCGCGGAUACGCAAGCGAGGAUCAACUUCAAUAUCAAUUCCUUCAUGCAGACGAAUGGUGUGAGCGCGCCAAUUGCAGGGAAUUUCUUCACCGUGGAUGGCAGGGCCGGCGCAACUGCGAGCGGAACCGCGACGGCGAGCGGCGGUAUCUCGAGGAACACGCUGCAGCCGUUCGAGGGCGCGGCAGGAAGAGUAGAUCUGUCGCUAGGUUUGGCGGGCUUGUUAGGCGGAUUGGCGUUGGUAGCUGUGUAAGGACUAGCUCGUUCAGACCGUAAAAAUGGCUUCUAGGAGGGUAAGAGGACAGCUGUGAUAGAUUGUCAAAGCUGGAUUCCUUUGAUAAAUUGCAUGUACAGAUACCAAUAUG